This is a messenger RNA of Plasmodium gallinaceum, 1665 nucleotides long. RefSeq names its product conserved Plasmodium protein, unknown function. Bases 1 to 1665 code for a protein of 554 amino acids. The transcript has 7 exons. NCBI's taxonomy places the organism in Eukaryota, Apicomplexa, Aconoidasida, Haemosporida, Plasmodiidae. The record is from RefSeq and is a predicted model, not a curated record.
AUGAAUAACAAAGAGUUAAAUAAUUUAAUUGAACACAUUUUAUCAGAACUAAAAAAAUCAAAAUUAUAUACUGAAAAUAUAAUAAAUGAAAAAAAAGACGAAGAUUAUGAAAAGUAUUAUAAUAUACUAACAUCUAUUAAUGAAAAAAUUCAUUUUUAUGAAAAUUUUAAUAUGUUAGAUAAAAAUGAAAUGGAUAAUAUAGAAAAUGAAAAUUCAGGAUCUCAAUAUAAUGAUAUAUGUCAAGAGUAUGAAGAGGGAUAUAGUAAAGAAUUAAACUUUUUUAAUGAUUACAAAAAAAACAAAAAAUUAUUUGAUAUAAAUAGUUUAAAAAAAAAAGUUAUUCUAGGAUAUACAAUUGAAGGGAAUGCAAUAAUUAUAAAUAAUGAAAACUUUCUUAAAUUCUUUAAAAAUUUUGAUAAAAAUAGUUCCAUUAAAUAUCAUAAUAAAGAAAUUGUACAUAAUUCAAGAAACACCAAAGAAAAGAGAAAAAUAAAUGAUAAAGAAAAUAAUGAAAGUAAAGAAAAUGAAGAAUAUGAAGAUUAUUUUAGUGAAAAAUCUUGUUCAAGCUCUAGUGUAAUUUCUCUAAAAACAUUUAUUGAAAAUAAUAAAAAUUUAAGAAUAAAUAAGAAUAGAGAAACCUACAUAAAACAUAAAUAUGAUGAUAAUUCUUAUAUCAAUCACAAAAUAGAUUGUUGUAGUGAUUGUUCUUCGAGUUCUUUUAGUUGGUAUGAUAAAAAAUAUGAUAAUUUAUUCUAUUAUAGCAACUUAUUAAAGGAAGAUAAACAUUUAAAAAAAAACAAUUCCAUUUUUACCGAUACAAUAAAAAAAAAGAAAAAAAAUAUUUCCCCCUUUUACAAUUAUAUUUAUUUUAAGUAUUUAGAAAAAAAUAAAAAGAAAUUAUAUCCAGUUUUCGUAAAUAAUAAAAAUGGUAAAAAAAAGAUAUGGAACUUAAAAAAGACUAAUAAAUAUUAUCAGAAUUAUCAAAGUCAAACAAAUAAAUAUGAAUUGGAUAAUAGUUUUUUUAGUUAUAAAAACUAUAAAUAUCUUUGUUCUACAGAAAACGAAACAAACAAAAAAAAUAUUAAUUUUAAAAAAAUUGAAAAUAUUUCUUUAAAAAAUCAUAAUUUUGAAAAAGAUGAGAUUAACUAUUCAAUAGAUAAAAUAAUUCAUCAACUGGAAAAAAUAUCUAAUUCAGAAAAUAAUCCUAACAGAAAAGUAACCUUUAAUGAUCAUUUUUCUAAUUUCAUUAAGAAAAAUAAAGAUUACCUUAAAAAAGAAAACAAUUUUGCAUUUAAAGAAUUGUGUGAUACAGAUAAAAUAAAAUUAAAAGUAAAAAUAAUAGGAACUAACGGAAAAAUAAUAAAAAAUAAAUGUCUAGAUAAUGUUAUUAUAAAUAAGAGUAAAACUUUUGGAGAUUUAGCAUACAAAUUAGGUCAUUUUUUUAAGCUUCCUAAAGAUAAAAUCGAAAACAUCAAAAUUUUUUUUGAUGGAGAUUUAUGCAAUAAAGAUAUGACUUUUAAUAAUAAUGAAUUAGGGUUAGAAGAUGGUUAUCAAAUAGAUGUGAAAUUCCCAUUAACAGAUGAUACUCCUUGUAUAGCAGAUGAAUCAUCAUUUAGUGACGAUUCUUACAUAAUUUUUUUACCUGAUUCAUAUGUAAUUGAAUAA